GCAGGCAUCAUGUCUAUAGAAAAGAUCUGGGCCCGGGAGAUCCUGGACUCCCGUGGCAAUCCCACGGUAGAGGUGGAUCUCUACACUAACAAAGGUCUUUUCCGGGCUGCAGUGCCCAGUGGAGCCUCUACUGGAAUCUAUGAGGCUCUGGAGCUCAGGGAUGGUGACAAACAACGUUACUUAGGCAAAGGUGUCCUGAAGGCAGUGGACCACAUCAAUACCACCAUCGCUCCAGCCCUCAUCAGCUCAGGCCUAUCUGUGGUGGAACAAGAGAAACUGGACAACCUGAUGCUGGAGUUGGAUGGAACUGAGAACAAAUCCAAGUUUGGGGCCAAUGCCAUCCUGGGUGUGUCCCUGGCUGUGUGUAAGGCUGGGGCGGCUGAGCGGGAAUUGCCCCUGUAUCGCCAUAUUGCUCAGCUGGCCGGGAACUCAGACCUCAUCCUGCCUGUGCCGGCUUUCAAUGUGAUCAACGGGGGCUCUCAUGCUGGGAACAAGCUGGCCAUGCAGGAGUUCAUGAUCCUUCCAGUGGGUGCUGAGAGCUUUCGGGAUGCCAUGCGACUCGGGGCAGAGGUCUACCACACACUCAAGGGGGUCAUCAAGGACAAGUAUGGCAAGGAUGCCACCAAUGUGGGGGAUGAAGGUGGCUUUGCCCCCAAUAUCCUGGAGAACAGUGAAGCCUUGGAGCUGGUAAAGGAAGCCAUUGACAAGGCUGGCUACACGGAAAAGAUCGUCAUUGGCAUGGAUGUCGCUGCCUCUGAGUUUUAUCGUGAUGGCAAAUAUGACUUGGACUUCAAGUCUCCCCCUGAUUCUUCACGAUACAUCACUGGGGACCAGCUGGGGGCCCUCUACCAGGACUUUGUCAGGGACUAUCCUGUGGUCUCCAUUGAAGAUCCAUUUGACCAGGAUGAUUGGGCUGCCUGGUCCAAGUUCACAGCCAACGUAGGAAUCCAGAUUGUUGGUGAUGACCUGACAGUGACUAACCCAAAGCGCAUUGAGCGGGCAGUAGAGGAAAAGGCCUGCAACUGCCUGCUGCUCAAGGUCAACCAGAUUGGUUCAGUCACCGAAGCCAUCCAGGCGUGCAAGCUGGCCCAGGAGAAUGGCUGGGGGGUCAUGGUGAGUCAUCGCUCAGGAGAGACAGAGGACACAUUCAUCGCUGACCUGGUUGUGGGAUUGUGCACAGGCCAGAUCAAGACUGGUGCCCCAUGCCGUUCUGAGCGUCUGGCCAAAUACAACCAGCUCAUGAGAAUCGAAGAAGAGCUGGGGGAUGAGGCGCGCUUCGCUGGACAUAAUUUCCGCAAUCCCAGUGUGCUGUGAUCCCCCUCCUUGCCUGAAGAUUUGGAACCUCUCUCCCAUCCUCCUUGAGCCCCUUUCUUCCUGUCUUGAUCUGUGAUAUUUCACCUGCUGAAAUACCCUGAGCCCCAAGAUGCCCAGAACUUCCCUGCUGAACCUGCCCCCACUGCUCCUUGGCUUGCCCAACCCCACACCGUCUCUGCUUUCUCCUUUCUGGGCUGCACUCUUUGGGUUUCCAUAUUCACCACUUCCCCUUCCUUUCUAUUCUCUUUUUCCUCAAAACCUGGAAAUGGGGAUGAGGAUUACAAGGGGAUUCAUGGAAGAAUGAUCAGGGUCUGUGACAGGAGCAUCAGGGUUGGUAUGUUGAGAUGUUCAGAGUGGGGUCAUAUGUCACUUGUGCUUUGUACUUUUUCCAUGAGUUUUCCAUGUUGCAUAUGAGCCAUGAACUGUAUACAGUGCUGAGGUCAUGCCUGGUCUAAAGCUUCAGUGUAUGUAUGUAUGUAUUUAUUUAUUGAUUGAUCUUCCAUUCAUCCUAUUAAUUAUUUCCUCAUACUUCUAGGGCCUAAAACUGGUCUGAUUUGAAGGGACUAUGUGUCUGUAUUUCAUGUGGCUGUGGAUCCCAAGAUGACCUGGGAUGGGAGGUCUUGCUGGAAUGGGAAGAGUAACUUUGCUAUCAGUCCCUUUGUGUGAGCACUCCCUUAGCCGAAGCCUGAGUUGGUCCAGAGGUUAAGCUGUGUGCUUGGGGAACUCAUGGGUCUGGAGUCCCUGUGUGGUACAAAUUCCCCUAUCAAUUUUCCCCAGCCCUAGGUUCCCUGUUCUUCCUCCAGCUGUACUAGAGCAAUGCCUCACUCCCCCAUGCCAUGUUCCACAGUUGCCACCACCUCUGUGGCAUUGAGAGCACCACCAUUAAAGUUUGAAUCACAGUGCA
Messenger RNA from Orycteropus afer afer, 2218 nucleotides. RefSeq names its product enolase 2 (gene ENO2). Gene Ontology annotation, molecular function: magnesium ion binding; phosphopyruvate hydratase activity. Gene Ontology annotation, biological process: glycolytic process. The record is from RefSeq and is a predicted model, not a curated record. Gene Ontology annotation, cellular component: phosphopyruvate hydratase complex. NCBI's taxonomy places the organism in Eukaryota, Metazoa, Chordata, Mammalia, Tubulidentata, Orycteropodidae.